AGGGCCUUAAUCGCGAGAGUUCCGUCCUCUUGAGAGUUCCUCUGCCGGCACCCAGAUCGCGCGAGACCGCGGAAGGUGCCGAAGCGUGCGGCGCGCGCGCGGCGGCCGCGACGGGCGCAAGAUGGCGACGGCGACCAUAGCUCUACAGGUCAAUGGCCAGCAAGGAGGGGGGUCCGAGCCGGCGGCGGCGGCGGCAGCGGGAGACAAAUGGAAACCUUCACAGGGGACAGACUCCAUCAAGAUGGAGAACGGGCAGAGCACAGCCGCAAAGCUGGGACUGCCUCCCCUGACGCCUGAGCAGCAAGAGGCCCUCCAGAAGGCCAAGAAGUACGCCAUGGAGCAGAGCAUCAAGAGUGUGCUGGUGAAGCAGACCAUCGCCCACCAGCAGCAGCAGCUCACCAACCUGCAGGUGAGCUGCCCUCCCCGCCCCUCCACCGCCUCCUCUGCCUUCUCUUCCUCCUCUCGUGCCUGCGGCUGUCCCCGCAAGGUGUCGUGCUGCUCGGUUUCUCAAGGACUCCUUGGGACGCCCAGGUUCCUCCCUGAGGCAUGAG
This is a messenger RNA of Physeter macrocephalus (sperm whale), 551 nucleotides long. RefSeq names its product poly(U)-binding-splicing factor PUF60-like. Gene Ontology annotation, biological process: alternative mRNA splicing, via spliceosome; mRNA splice site recognition; regulation of alternative mRNA splicing, via spliceosome. Gene Ontology annotation, molecular function: RNA binding. Gene Ontology annotation, cellular component: precatalytic spliceosome; catalytic step 2 spliceosome. The transcript is spliced from 4 exons. Lineage: Eukaryota; Metazoa; Chordata; Mammalia; Artiodactyla; Physeteridae. Bases 122 to 550 code for a protein of 142 amino acids. The record is from RefSeq and is a predicted model, not a curated record.